Messenger RNA from Plasmodium falciparum 3D7, 2307 nucleotides. Its product is annotated as putative heptatricopeptide repeat-containing protein. NCBI's taxonomy places the organism in Eukaryota, Apicomplexa, Aconoidasida, Haemosporida, Plasmodiidae. The record is from RefSeq and is a predicted model, not a curated record.
AUGUUAAAACAUAUUUACCUUAGAAUUGUAAAUGUUCAGAAAAAUUUAAAUAAAAAAAUAAAUGAAUACAAUGUGAAUAAUAAUAUAAAUGAAGAAAGUAUAAAAAUAAAUAAGAUUCCAAUGUUAAACGGAAAGAAAAACCUUUUAUUGAACAGGAAAGAAAAUAUAUACAAUAAAAAGUAUAAUAAUAUGAAUAAUAAGAAUAAUAUGAAUAAUGUGAAUAAUAUGAAUAAUAUGAAUAAUACGAAUAAUACGAAUAAUAUGUAUAAUAUGUAUAAUAUGUAUAAUAUAGAAAGGGAGCAUAUGACCGAACGAAGAGAAAAUAUUGUAAAGAAUAAUUAUACAAAUGAAAAUUUUAUUGUAAAAAAUUUUUUUGUAGAUAUAUCCCAAAAUAAAAUGACAAAAGAGGAAGGUCAAAAUGGAUAUGAUAUAAUGAAGAAAUUAAAUAAGUGUAAUAUAAAUGAUCGUUCUUAUAAUAUAAAUAAGAGUACACAUAAUAAUAAUAAUAAUAUACAUAUAUGUAAUAAUUCAUGUGAUAUAUCCAUACAGAAUAGAUACAACCAAACAGUUGAUCAUAUAAAUAGACAUAAAAUACCGAAUAAUCUACAUUUUAUUUUACAUUAUUCAAGUUAUCAAAUUAUUAAAAGUUUAAAUGCACCAUAUAAUUAUAUUAAUAAUAAAGAUUAUUUUAUGUCCCUUUCAUUAAUAUGUAACCAGCUAGCCAUUAACAAAUAUGAAAAUAAGAACUAUUGGUAUACUCUAAGUAUAAAAUUAACAUCCAUUUUAAAAGAAAAAAAUGUUCAUGAGAAUUUUCAUAUUAGAUGGUUAGCUCUGAUAUUAAAUUCAUAUGCUAAAAUAAAUUUUGUUAAUGUAAAAUUUUUAAAAGGUUGUUCAGAAUUUAUACGGAAUUAUUAUAUAAGGACAAAUGAAAAUAGGAAGGAUUAUAUAAUACAUAGUUUUGACAUAUCGCAAAUUGUUAAUUCAUAUACUAGAUUAAAUUAUAUGGAUGACAAAUUAUUUAGUUACUUGAAAAAAUAUAUAGAUCAACAAAUUGAUGAUAUGAGCUUUCAAUCUAUUAGUAAUAUAUGUAAUGCAUAUUCUAAAUUGUUAAAUAUAGAAAAUUAUGAAGAUUUAUUUUUUAAGUUACGUGUGAGGAUAAGGGAUAAUAUACAUGAAUUUAAACCUCAAGAAGUAGCAAAUAUAUUAAAUUCGUAUUCGAAGUUGUACAAUAUUAAUGGUAUUUUCAAAGAUGUUAUACAUAUGAACGAUAAUGUACAUAUGAACGAUAAUGUACAUAUGAACGAUGUUAUACAUAUGAACGAUAAUACAAGUUGUAAUUAUUUGAAGCGUAAAAAAAGGACGUUUCCCUUUUUUGAUAUAUUUAAUAAAGCCAUAUCAUAUAUCCUGUGCAACUAUUUUAAAUUCAUGCCUAUCGAAAUUACUAUGAUUAUUAACUCAUAUUCCAAAUGUAAUAUUUAUAAUAAUAAUUUAUUUUCUUAUUUAUAUAGUUAUAUUAAGAAAAAUAUAAAUAAUUUCCAACCUCCCGAAUUAUGCAUAUUAUGUAAUGCAUAUGCUAAUUUCAACAAACGAGAGAAUACAAUAUUUGAUAUGAUAAGGAAUGUAUUAAUGGAAAAAAAUAAUAUUAAUAAAUUAGAGGAUGGUAAUGUUGCUAUGUUAUUACAUGCAUAUGGUAAAUUAUUAAUAAAAGAUGAAGAGUUUAUUUUGUAUUUACUUAUAAAUAAAAAACAUGUUAUACAAUAUUUAGAUUCAAGAAAUUUAACUUUAUUUUAUGUAUCUUUAAUAAAAUUAAAUAUACAUAUACCUAUAUAUAUAUAUAAUAUAUUUAAAUAUUAUAUAAAAAAAAAAUUAAGCACUUUUACAGAUUUAGGUCUCACUUCUAUAUUAUAUUCAUCAUCUACUAUGUAUCCUCCAUAUUAUUUUGAUAUUCAUUUUAUUUCUCGUAUUCUAUUUUUAUUAAACAAAAGAAAAGCAAAUAGUAAAUCAUUUUGUCAUCAAAUUCAUGUCUCACUAUUCGUAAUACACUCAUUAUAUAAUUUCGACACAUUCUCUUUACCAUUCUUAUCUUGUAUUUAUCAACUAUUAAAUGUAGUCUAUGAUCAUAUUAACAAACAAAAUUAUUAUGACAUUCAUAAAUCCAAUAUACAAAAAAGAAUAUAUCCCUUUCUUCCAAAAUACAAUAUACAAAUUCAAUCAGAAGUUAAUAUAGGUCCCUUCAUUGUAGACUUUUUAUUAUUGAACAAAAAUCACCAUGCUCAAUAUAUGCAUACUCACAAAUCAUUCAAAUGA